AUGGAAACUUUCGGAGUUUUUAUACAUUUUAUUUUUGUAAGCAAAGUGUUCACGGUGAUUGCAGGAAUACAUUGGUCAUAUAAAGAGGGUGAUCUAGACCAGAUGCAUUGGCCUGAGAAAUACCCGGCGUGCGGCGGGCGAAGGCAGUCUCCCAUUGACAUCCAGCGCAGGAGCGUGCGACACAACCCCCGCCUGCUGCAGCUGGAGCUCUCAGGCUAUGAGACUCAGAGGGGCAACUUCCUAAUGACCAACAACGGACACUCAGUUGAAAUCGACCUGCCCCCCAGCAUGGUGAUCACCGGGGGUCUCCCGGGCCACUACACGGCCGUCCAGAUGCACCUGCACUGGGGAGGCUGGGAUCUGGAGGCCAGCGGAGCCGAGCACACCUUGGACGGCAUCCGCUACAUGGCAGAGCUACAUGUUGUCCAUUACAAUUCUGACAAGUACAAGAGCUUCGCCGAGGCCAGAGACAAGCCUGAUGGGCUGGCUGUGCUGGCGUUCUUCUACGAGGAUGGGCAUUUUGAGAACACUUACUAUAGUGAUUUCAUCUCCAACCUGGCCAAAGUCAAGUAUGCAGGGCAAUCCAUGAACAUCUCCACAAUAAAUGUGCGCUCCAUGCUGCCAGAGAACCUGUCACAAUUCUAUAGGUAUCAGGGAUCGCUGACCACACCCCCCUGCUAUGAGAGCAUUAUCUGGACUGUGUUUGACACCCCCAUCAUGCUCUCUCACAACCAGAUCAGAAAGCUGGAGAGCACCCUGAUGGACCAUGAGAACGAGACCCUGUGGAAUGACUACCGCAUGGCGCAGCCCCUGAACGGCCGGAUAGUCGAGUCUUCGUUUCUGCCCCGUCUCGGUAGAGGCACCUUCUGUAGACAAGAAGAAAUCGAGUCCAAACUGUUGAGGAUAGAGGGUCUGAUCACAAGCCUGGGCAAGCACAUAUAUUCAAGGCCGCAAGCGCUCUCCCCGCUGGUGCUGCACUUCACGGAGCGUAACACGGGCAGCUACGCACUGGUGCACCACGUCCACCCCAUGGACCUGCACUCUUUUACGGCCUGCAUGCACAUCCGGCCCCUGCCGGGAGGGGUGCACACCGUCCUGUCCUACUCCAGCACCGGCCACGACAACGAGCUGACCGUCACCGUGGGCUACGAGGUGGGCCUGUGGAUCGGCAACGAGUUCGUCAACUUUCCCCACGUCUUCCGCUCCCGCGACUGGGGCAACUACUGCCUGACCUGGGCGUCCCACACCGGCGGGGUGGAGCUUUGGGUCAACGGAAUGGUGGGGGAGGAGCAGUACCUGCGGGCGGGGUACGAGCUGCGGCCAGGCGGCACCCUCAUCCUGGGCAAGGACCAGGACGGCUUCCUGGGCAUCUCGGACUCGGACGCCUUCGUGGGUCACAUGACGGACGUGAACGUGUGGGACUACGUGCUGAGCCCCUCCGAGAUCCGCGAGCAGGUGACCUGCGGGAACGGCACCCUGAGGGGCAACGUGCUUAGCUGGGGGGUCACCAACCUCAGCCUCUACGGAGGGGUGCGUCUCGAGACCGACCACAGGUGUCCAUGA
This is a messenger RNA of Megalops cyprinoides (Indo-Pacific tarpon), 1563 nucleotides long. RefSeq names its product carbonic anhydrase 6-like. The transcript has 9 exons. Gene Ontology annotation, molecular function: zinc ion binding; carbonate dehydratase activity. Bases 1 to 1563 code for a protein of 520 amino acids. Lineage: Eukaryota; Metazoa; Chordata; Actinopteri; Elopiformes; Megalopidae. The record is from RefSeq and is a predicted model, not a curated record.